This is a messenger RNA of Saxophila tyrrhenica, 1068 nucleotides long. RefSeq lists its product as uncharacterized. The coding region runs from base 1 to 1068 and encodes 355 amino acids. The record is from RefSeq and is a predicted model, not a curated record. Lineage: Eukaryota; Fungi; Ascomycota; Dothideomycetes; Mycosphaerellales; Extremaceae. The transcript is spliced from 2 exons. Gene Ontology annotation, cellular component: cytoplasm.
AUGGCCUCCAACAUCAUCGACAAGACCAAGUCCGCCCUCGGCAUGGACAAACCCACCAUCAAGCUCGCCGGCGAAAAGGUCCACAGCACCGGCUUUGGCUUGAUGGGCCUCACCUGGCGCGCCAGCCCUCCAUCACAGGAGCAGUCCUUCUCUGCCAUGAAAGCCGCUCUCGACAAUGGAGCGAACUUCUGGAAUGGCGGAGAGCUUUAUGGCUCACCGGAGCGCAACUCCCUCCACUUGCUGAAUGAGUACUUUACCAAGUAUCCCGCCGAUGCCGAUAAGGUCGUCAUCAGUAUCAAAGGCGGGCUAGAGCCGGGCGGGAUGGCUCCUAACGGCAGCGCGGAGAACACGCGUCGGAGCAUUGAGGAGUGUUUGAAGGUGCUGGAUGGGAAGAAGAAACUUGACCUCUGGGAAUCUGCGCGCGUGGAUCCGAAUACACCGAUUGAGAUCACAAUGCGCGAGGCGGAGAAGUUUGUCAAGAGUGGCAAGCUGGGAGGAAUCAGCUUGUCCGAGUGCAGCGCCAACACCAUCCGGCGUGCGGCGAGGGUGACGAAGAUCGAGGCCGUAGAAGUCGAGUUCUCGCUAUGGUCGACUGACAUCCUGGACAAUGGCGUGGUGAAAGCGUGCGCGGAUUUGGACAUCCCUAUCGUAGCCUACUCACCCCUUGGACGCGGGUUCUUGACCGGGCAGAUCAAGAAGAUUGACGACAUGCCCGAAGGCGACAUGCGCCGGCACAUGCCACGUUUCCAGCCCGGUAACUUCGAGAAAAAUUUGAAGCUUGUUGAGGAGCUGGAGAAGAUUGCUGAGAAGAAGGGCUGCAAGCCUGGGCAGGUCGGUACGUCGUGGGUCAAGGCGCAGAGCAAGAAGCCUGGCAUGCCCACGUUUAUCCCCAUCCCUGGUGCCACGACUGCGGAGAGGGUGCAAGAGAAUAUGGUGGAUGUGGACUUGAGCGAGAAUGAUAUGAAGGAGAUUGACAGCUUACUUGCGAGUGUCGCAGUUACCGGGGACAGGUACCCGGAGGCUUUGGCUGGGCUGAACUUUGGGGACAGCGCUGAGCUGAAGGAGUAG